Suillus plorans is the source of this 1696-nucleotide messenger RNA. RefSeq lists its product as uncharacterized. The transcript is spliced from 7 exons. The record is from RefSeq and is a predicted model, not a curated record. Lineage: Eukaryota; Fungi; Basidiomycota; Agaricomycetes; Boletales; Suillaceae. The coding region runs from base 82 to 1338 and encodes 418 amino acids.
CAUGACUCUAGUUUCUGAAGUCUCAAAGUUGACAUGGACACGCUAAGCUUUCUCUAUCUUCUACUUCUUCGUGAGCUCUAGAUGCUACCUGUAACUGUGGAGGAGAGCAAGGCCCAGCGCCUUCAGAGACAGCAGGCACGAUUUAGGGAUCGUGGAGGUGCAUUUGUUCCCUCGGAAAAGAAUGUCCUCAAAGAUAUCCUGUUGGCCCGCACCGUUUCUGGAGAGUCUCCUUUAAAAGUGGCCAUGAAGUCACGCAAGAAGACGGCCAGUAAAGCCCAAGGGAGUCCUAUCAAUGACAAGGUUUCACGCUCAAAAGUCAACACGGAGGCGCCAGCGGGUCUGGUCAGUAGAAACGCUGCGGCAGGUCCCUCUACUCAGUCCGGAGGUAAAAUCUCGAAGGUGAAGACAAAGAAGAAAGCAGGUCCUACUACUCGCAAGGUUAAAGACAAGGUCAAAGCUACUGACGGCAACGAUAUCUCAGAAGCAGAAACAACCAAAGUCAAACCUGCUUCUAACCGCCGAGGACGGCCACCGAAAACCAAAUCUCAAGCUAAUGAUCAUGAUAUCCACGCUGAUCCUGAAUCAUCAAACCGCAAGAUGCGGACGUCAAAGGAAAAGCCACCCGACAUACCUAAAGUCAAAAGCAAGGCAGAGGUGCCUCGAUCAGACGACGAAGGCACCCUGGUAGAAGCUCCUCGACCAAAGACACACUCUAAAAGGAAGCCUGUCGUCGUCACAAUCGAACCCGACGAUGAGGGUACGCCCAUGCCUGACAACAAACCUGCAGCCGCUGAGCCUUGGGCGGUCCCGAAGUCUGCUCACAAACGGCUUUCUGCCAAAGAUGCUCCACUUAAUCGGGCACAAGCCAAACAACGCACAGAAAUUCGCAAGGAGCACUCGGAUGAAGCAGAGCUGAUAUAUGCUUCUCGGGUACCGAAAUGUUCAAAGCGGACGGAGGUCGACGAGUCUCCAGAUUUGGUGAAAACCAAAGUUUAUGGAUCUCUGACCGUUGAUAUCCCCAUGAAGAGGUCGACCACUAACCCCAAGCGCAGUGCACCUGAUGACGAUGUUGGUGGAGAUGUGAAACAGCCUCUCAAGAAGCCGAAAGUGUCCAAAUCCCAAAGCGCUAAAUCUUUGCUUUUAUCUAACUCCGUUGCGGUAUCGAAAUCUGAUCCCGAAGACACUGCUGUCAAGAAACCUCAUUCGGCUAUGAAACAAGACACAAAGAAGAAGGCGCACCCACAGGAAUCGGAUGAUGAAGAUCACAUGCCUAAGAAACCUGUUUCAAAGAAGGCAAGAUUUGAUGAAGAACCGAAGCCAGGGUACGUCCUAUUGUAAAAACUGGCUGAGCGCUCCCAUAAUCUGCGACUUCAGCGUGCAUAUCUCAUCCGGGAAACACAAAGAGAACGCCCUUCCAUCGAGAAAGCCGAGGACGGUGAAGCCCAAUUCCCAGUCAAAAUCCAGAGGUCCGCCGAAGGAUGUCCUAGACCGCAUUAAGGCAAGCGCUACGUUGCAUCGAAUCGACGAUAGCGAGCCGGACCCGCUUGACUGCCUGUCAUGACCAUGUUGAAUAUUGUUCGCUCGCGAAGGAAUUUGCGCCAUGUAUCAAUCAUAUACGUACACUUACUAACACACUAGCCAACCGAUAUGUAGUAUCUUCAGCAAUGUUGUCAAUAAUAUUUGCUUUGUCACAUCU